Molecule: messenger RNA, 1266 nt
Organism: Colletotrichum spaethianum
Lineage: Eukaryota; Fungi; Ascomycota; Sordariomycetes; Glomerellales; Glomerellaceae
Exons: 2
Coding region: 1-1266 (421 amino acids)
Biological process (GO): proteasome assembly
Molecular function (GO): proteasome binding
Source: RefSeq, a predicted model, not a curated record
AUGUCUGCUGCGGGGGGCAUAUGGGCUCCAGUAGCCCUACGCCUCCUCCGCAUGGGCAUCACCAAAACCACAAAGGUGAUACGAACCAAAUUCGCCAAUGCUACCCGUCCCGCUGUCCAGGGCGAGUUUGUACACAUUCCCAUCCGCACGACUGGUCGCCAGCCCAUCCACCCGUCUGCUCUUCUCAGACAGAAGCGAGCGGGACGCUGGUACUCGACUCAGAGCGUUCACAGCACCGUCCGCCGAUGGAUCUCCACAAGCGGCUCCAGCACCUCCGGUAACGCCGGCGGUAGCGCGCGCUUCAGCCGAGCAUCGCCAAUCAACUGGCCGCGCCCCUUCGCGAGUACUCUCCGACCGAACCUCACCGGCGGUGCCAUCGCUCGCACCCAGGGCGGCUACACUCUCGGCGGCGGCGGUGGGGCCCGUUACUUCUCUCACACUCCCGCCGCGCCGGCGCAAGUGAUCCAGAACGUCUCGGUUGCGAUGCGCGCUUUCUGUCUCUCGGGCCAGAAGGUGAGAUAUGACGGUCUCAACGGCCGUGGUGACAAACGCUACCGUGCCGUCUCGGAGCUCGAGCAGGCCGCACACGUCAAAAUGAUGGGCGCCUCCACCCGCGGAACCCCCGGCUCCUUUGUCGACUUCCACAUCAGCCCCACCGUUACGGCUCUCAGCCCCUUGGCUGCUGCGGCCGCCGCGGGCUUCACCUCCGCCAAUGUCGAGGCCCCCGCGACCACCCUCAACGAGGACGGCUUCCUCGACGUCCUGUCCAUUGACUUUGCUCGCGCACUCAAGGACCUUGCUGUUGUUUUCGCCGAUUUGAAAAGGCUCGCUGUUUUGGGCGAUUUGCCCAUCACUAUGGAGAAGGGAAGUGUGCUACGAGUGCGGUUUCCCGGAGUUGAUGCCGAGACUGUUGAGCGAUUGUGCGAUGACGCCGGCGUUCAGCGUGGUGUUGUGGGCCAGGAUGCCGAGUUCGACGCCGACGUUGGUGCGCCGAUGGCCCUUCACUUCCCUUAUGCCCCCGGUGACGAUGUGAAGACCAUCACCUCGCCUGGCGGCUCAGUUCGAUCCCUUUCCGGCAUCGACGUUGACUUGGAAGAGGCAUUCAUGGACGAGAUGGAAGAACACUCAUGGACGUCGGACCCUGAGGGGUAUGAGAGCAUGAUGCCCACUCCAAAGACGAGCGAGCAGUGCUCUGACGAGUAUGAGGGUUUAGAGGGCAUUUAUAGGUUCCUCGAGGAGUGCGACCGCAACAAGGGACGGUUUUAA